AUGAAGAACUCGCAAUACAUGAUGCCAAUUGUAUUUCUGGCAGCAUGUUUACUCUUCUGUUCAGCAGAGGCAGCAAGUUGUGCUUCAUCAAAUGUUAAGGCUGCGUAUUGGCCGUCUUAUACGGUCUCAUUCAUGCCUCCCGCCUCCAUCAACACAGCUCUCUACUCUCACAUCUUCUACGCCUUUGCAGGUAUGAAUGACCAAACAUUCCAGGUGGAGGAGCAGGAAACGAUGGGCGAAUUCACCACAACAGUGCAGCAGAAAAAUCCAAGCGUAAAAACGCUCAUCUCCAUCGGAGGCGGAGGAUCCAACUCGACUGCCUUUGCUCUCAUGGCAAGCAAUCCGAUUCGGCGUGCAGUCUUCAUAAAAUCAGCCAUCGCCCUAGCCAGAUGCCACGCUUUCCACGGCAUCGACCUCGAUUGGGAGUUUCCCAGCAACACUAGGGAAAUGGAGAAUUUAGGCAAAUUGUUUUCCGAGUGGAGGCACAGCAUAAAUUUGGAGAGCAGAUCGUCGGGCAGGCCUCCUCUUCUCCUGACCGCAGCCGUGUAUUUUGCGCAGAUAUUUUUCUUAUGGGGUGAGCUCAGAAGCUACCCGGCGGCUUCCAUUGCCAAAAACCUCGACUGGGUAAAUGUGAUGGCCUUUGAUUAUCACGGUUCAGGGGACACUUCAGCCACGGGAGCCCCCGCAGCGCUUUAUGAUCGCACCUCCAACGUUUCCACCAGCUAUGGGAUUUCAUCUUGGGUGGACUCCGGACUGCCACAGGAAAAAAUUGUAAUGGGGAUGCCGCUUUACGGGAAAUCUUGGGUCCUCAAGUCGCAAAACCAGACGGGCAUAGGAGCUCCCGCUGUGGCGGCUGGUCCCAAGCAAAAUCUCAGCGACGAAAGUGGUACUAUGUUCUUCUCGGAGAUCACAGACUUCAUACGGGACAACCAUGCAACCGAGGUGUUUGAUAUGGAAAGUGGCUCAGCUUACUGCUACAUUGGGGAGUUAUGGGUGGGUUAUGAUAACCAGGACUCGGUUGCUGCCAAGGUUAGAUUCGCUAAGCAAAAGGGCCUUUUGGGAUACUUCUUCUGGGCCAUUAGCCAAGACAGUAACUGGAUAUUGUCCACCACAGCUUCUCAGUCGUGGGACAAAAAUAAAAUGUCAGAGAAUAUAAAAGCUAAGUAUGACGUCUGCGUAUUUUCUGGCAACUUGCUAUUCUUUCAGUUUUUUGUUUUUGUUUUGAAGAACGGAAUACCUACUGUUCUUAACCUGUGCUUAAUAGUUUAUGUUGCAAUUGCCAUGGCUCUUUGGGUGCAUAAAGGCCAUUGUUUUAUGAAGAAUUCAGAACUUUGGCAGUUUCUAUUGCAGAAAACUAUUGCUCUUGAAAUAUUUAAGAAAGAAUCAGAGUUUUAUAGCACACCAAGGGAUAAAAGUUCUGGCAAAGGUGGUUUUUUUCUUUUUUUUAAACUACGAGUCCUUCAUUCAAUUGUUUAUGCUAAGGGAAAAAUUGGUUCUUGUAAAAAAUUUAAUAACAAAGAAGGGCUUUGCUCUUAUAAAGGAUGUGUCGAAGUAGAGCAAAAUAUCGAGCUUUAA
This is a messenger RNA of Cryptomeria japonica (Japanese cedar), 1575 nucleotides long. RefSeq names its product nod factor hydrolase protein 1-like. Bases 1 to 1575 code for a protein of 524 amino acids. The transcript is spliced from 3 exons. Gene Ontology annotation, molecular function: chitin binding; chitinase activity. Gene Ontology annotation, cellular component: extracellular region. The record is from RefSeq and is a predicted model, not a curated record. NCBI's taxonomy places the organism in Eukaryota, Viridiplantae, Streptophyta, Pinopsida, Cupressales, Cupressaceae. Gene Ontology annotation, biological process: chitin catabolic process; carbohydrate metabolic process.